Messenger RNA from Belonocnema kinseyi, 1329 nucleotides. Its product is annotated as lysosomal acid lipase/cholesteryl ester hydrolase-like. The record is from RefSeq and is a predicted model, not a curated record. Gene Ontology annotation, biological process: lipid metabolic process. The coding region runs from base 1 to 1245 and encodes 414 amino acids. Gene Ontology annotation, molecular function: hydrolase activity, acting on ester bonds. NCBI's taxonomy places the organism in Eukaryota, Metazoa, Arthropoda, Insecta, Hymenoptera, Cynipidae. The transcript is spliced from 10 exons.
AUGAAAAAUCGUUGGACUCGCUGUAUCGAUCGACCUAAAAGGAGACUCUCAACUGUUCUGCAACUACUUACUUAUGUAUGUAUUGUUGUGGUGUCGAGUGUUCCUCAAGAUCUAAACAACCAAAUUAGACAAAUUAUUACUGAUGACGGUUACCCGUUUGAGGAAUAUAACUUGAAAACACAGGAUGGCUACUUUCUUACAAUUCAUCGUAUACCAGGCGGAAAUGGAGAAAGCAUUAAUAAAACCCAACCAAAUAAGCCUAUUGCUUAUCUCGUCCAUGCCCUUACACAAAGUUCCAUAGAUUGGGUUUCUAUUGGACGAAAUGUAUCCCUAGCUUAUCUGCUCGCUGACAAAGGAUUUGACGUGUGGUUGGGAAAUAACCGAGGAACAAUUUUUGCCCAAAAGCAUCAAACUUACUCAACAACGAGUUCCAGCUUCUGGAACUUUAGUUGGCACGAAAGUGGUGUUAUCGACAUUCCCGAAACAAUAGACUUCAUUUUGAAUGAGACUGGAAAAAGUGAAAUCUUUUUUGUAGGAUAUUCCCAAUCAUGUACCGAAUUAGUUGUCAUGGGAUCUCUUAAACCUGAAUACAAUAAGAAAAUAACUUUAGCUGUGAACAUGGCACCAGCUGUUUUUACUGGGCAUGUUAAAGGACUUUUGUGGCUGCCAUUAAUGAUUCUCGGUCGUUUUAUCUCAGGAAUCCUUGAUAAUGUAGGUCACUUCGGCAUUAUAGUUUCACCUUUUUUGGUAUAUAUUGAUACCUUUAUUUUCAAACAUAGAAUAUCAACGUUCCUUAUUUUUAUCCUUAUAUAUUCAGCUUCUGGAAUCGACUACAAUGGUACAGAUUUGGAAGUUGUAAGAAAAGAAAUUGUAUAUAUUCCUGGGGGAUUAUCUACAAAACAAUUGACUCAUUACAGCUUCGGUUUCAUUAACCCAGGUACUUUUCGACAAUAUGAUUAUGGAAAAAGUGAAAAUAUGAGAAAAUAUAACUCAACAAUUCCUCCAGACUAUCCCCUGGAAAAAGUGACUGUACCUAUUGCCAUUUUUCAAGGGCUUCAAGAUUUCUUAGCUUCUCCAGAAGACGUUGAAAUACUGGUAAAUAAACUUCCAAAUGUUGUCUGUAGAAAAAAAUUCAAGCAACUAAGCCACACGAGUUUUGCUUGGACCAGAGGAGUAAAAAAACUCGCUUACGAAAAAAUUGUAGAUCUAUUUAUCAAUUACGGAAGAAACAAAUCUUGUAACUAGAAGAAAUAAAAUAAACAUCGUGUUACAUUAAAAACUUUACAAAACCAUCCACAUUAUUGACUUUCCAUCUGCAGCUUAUAUUGA